This is a messenger RNA of Sorex fumeus (smoky shrew), 1060 nucleotides long. RefSeq names its product COMM domain containing 2 (gene COMMD2). The coding region runs from base 38 to 637 and encodes 199 amino acids. The record is from RefSeq and is a predicted model, not a curated record. Lineage: Eukaryota; Metazoa; Chordata; Mammalia; Eulipotyphla; Soricidae. The transcript has 5 exons.
AGCGGCGGGGAGGGCCGGGCCGCGCCGCGCCGCCAAGAUGCUGCUGGACCUGUCGGAGGAGCACAGGGAGCACCUGGCCUUCCUGCCGCAAGUGGACAGCGCGGUGGUGGCGGAGUUCGGGCGCAUCGCCGUGGAGUUCCUGAGGCGGGGCUCGAACCCCAAGGUCUACGAAGGCGCGGCCAGAAAACUCGGCGUGAGCAGCAACACGGUGCAGCACGGGGUGGAGGGGCUGACCUACCUGCUGGCGGAGAGCUCCAAGCUCAUGAUUUCUGAGCUGGACUUCCAAGACUCCAUUUUUGUGCUGGGAUUCCCCGAGGAACUGAACACACUGUUGCUGCAGCUUUACCUGGACAACAGGAAGGAGAUCAGGGCCAUCCUGAGUGAGCUGGCCCCUGCCCUCACCACUUACCACAGCCUGGAGUGGCGGCUGGAUGUGCAGCUGGCCAGCCGGUGCCUGAGGCGGCAGAUCCGCCCGUCGGUGACCCUGAAGCUGCACCUGACCCGGGAUGGCGAGCGCAGCGCCCACGUCCUGCAGACGGACCCCGCCAUGCUGCUCCACGUCCUGCGGCAGCUGGAGCAGGCCCUGCAGGAGAUGCGCGGCCGCCACUGCCUCCGGGCGCUGCGCGGCAUCAAGUAGCCGAGGUCUCCGAGACCCCGAGGGCCGCGCCUGCCUUUGUCCGAUCCUUGGGGUGGCCACAGAGACCCCCAGAGGGCCUGUGUCUGACCCCUCCCCCCCAGCGCCAGCCAUUGUCCUUUCCGGCCCUCUGCCCAAUCCCUGGGGUGACCACAGAGAUUCCCCCAGAGGGCCCAUGUGUGACCCCCGUGUGUGACCCCCCAGCGCCAGACAUUGUCCUUCCCGGUCCUCCACCCUGGAAUUUUGAUACAAUCAGAUGCUUUUUGUUUUUCAGACGUGUAAAUAGCACAUUAACUACUUCUGUCUUCUGGAUGUGUGAAUGAUUCUGGGUUUGACCUCUUUUAUACUUCCUUCCUUCUUAACUUGUAUCUUUUCUUCCUUAUUCCUAGACAAAACUUGAUAAUAAAAUCCGCAGUGCGAUCGCUA